This is a messenger RNA of Candidozyma duobushaemuli, 465 nucleotides long. RefSeq names its product spindle checkpoint protein (gene MAD2). Gene Ontology annotation, biological process: mitotic spindle assembly checkpoint signaling. The record is from RefSeq and is a predicted model, not a curated record. Lineage: Eukaryota; Fungi; Ascomycota; Pichiomycetes; Serinales; Metschnikowiaceae. The transcript has a single exon. The coding region runs from base 1 to 465 and encodes 154 amino acids. Gene Ontology annotation, cellular component: cytoplasm; kinetochore; nucleoplasm.
AUGCUUAUGAGCAGCGAUAACGAUGUCAAAGACUACAUUGGCAACAUCAUGCAGCAGCUCCGGAAAUGGAUAUACGGCGGACGCUUGCUGAAACUCGUUGUCGUGAUAAUAAAUAAAGCCACAACCGAAACCGUCGAAAGAUGGGUCUUUUCAAUAGAUAUACAGAAAGAAGGCGAGGAGACUGAUGAAAAGCCAAAGGCACAGAUCCAAAGGGAGAUCCAGGCGAUCUUCCGCCAGAUCACCGCUUCGGUAUCGUACUUACCAUUUUUGCAAGACGAUGAGUACACGUUUAAUGUGUUAGUUUACACAGAUCCGAGCUACGAUAGCAGGAGGAUACCCAGUGAAUGGGCAGAUACCCAUGGUGAUGGAAAGAUGAUAACCGGAGAAACUGACCAGGUGGACUUCUCCACGUUCAGUACAAAUAAUCACCUGGUUGGUACCUCGGUAAGCUACAAGCUUGGUUAA